This is a messenger RNA of Botrytis porri, 1965 nucleotides long. RefSeq lists its product as uncharacterized. The record is from RefSeq and is a predicted model, not a curated record. The transcript is spliced from 3 exons. The coding region runs from base 1 to 1965 and encodes 654 amino acids. NCBI's taxonomy places the organism in Eukaryota, Fungi, Ascomycota, Leotiomycetes, Helotiales, Sclerotiniaceae.
AUGCCAGUCAAUCUGGGCUGUUUUACGGAGGCUCUGGCCACACAGUGCCGCACACAUAAGCCAUUAGUGCAAGCUUUUGUUGGCCAUGUGCGCUCAUGCGAAGAGCUCGACAGUUCUCCAAGGCAAGGACAAGAUGACCUUAGCAUCAUCCCUAGAGGUUUAGAGAGCAGCGUCAUGAUUACAAAGACGAUCUCAAAUUUGGGUUUGUGCUGGCGUCUGUUGCUAGUGAGGAAGGAGUCCGUACCGCACCAUCCUGGUAUUUGUCGCAUUCUAAACCCUGAUUGGGUUGAUUGUCUUUCAACACAUGGUGCGAAAUGCGAGAAUCCGUGGAAGAUUUGGCCGAAAAGGCUCGCUUUUUUCAUCGACAUGAACAUCAAGUGCCUCGUCGCGGGUUGUAUCUCUGACGCUUUUGUGGCACUCAGCUACAGGUACGGUAGAUCACCUAUUCCUAUAAUUGACGCCGUGAUGCUUGAAAGGCUGCAGGAGCCCUAUGCUUUGGAUACCCUUGGAGCAGAUGCACUCUGUAUCCCUCACGCAAACGAGAAAGUCAGAGCUGAGGAAUUGAACAUGAUGGGCGCUAUCUGCGGCAACGCAGUCGUCCUAAUUGUUGCUACAGAUGGCGACGCACAAGAUGGGCUUCGUGGUCAGGAAGGUGUUUCUCAAUCCAGAGAUAUGAGCCAACGCAUUUUUCAUUUCGGUAGUGAGCAACUUAUUGUGGGGAAUACAGGUACUCUCGAUUUAUCGGUUGGAGGCGAUUAUCAUAACCGAGGUUGGACGUUUCAGGAGCACCGUCUUUCAAGAAUAAAGGUAAUAUUCAAGAAUGAAGAGCUGCAUUGGCAGUGUCAGUCUAGCGCUUGGCACGAAGGGAUGAUUCCUGGCGCAGAAAUUGACAAAUACAUCGACCCACGGCAGAAUGUCAUCACGGCUGGCUUUCCUGACUUGCAUUCUCUGGGUCAUAUCCUCUCAGAAUUCAAUAAAACAGAACUUCGGUAUGACGAGGAUGCUUUACCCGCUAUCUCUGGGUUGCUAUCAGUUCUGAGUCGUACAUUUGCUGGCGGAUUCUUGUACGGCAUUUCGGAGACGUUCUUCGAACGAGGAUUAGGCUGGAGUCCCUACUGGAAGCACUUGAACAUCCGAAGACGUGAUUUUUCGGAAAUUUUUGGAAAGGACCGUCCAUCUCAGGCAGGCUUGCCAUCGUGGUCUCGGAUCGGCUGGAACGGUCGACUUAACCUCUUCGGGUCCGGUGAGGCGACUCGAAUCAAUGACAGAGAAACUAUGAUCAAAGAAACAAUCCCGAUCACAAAGUGGUACACAAGCAACUCUUCCAGUAACUUGCCGGAAAAUAGAAGGAGAAUCAGGUCCACGUGGUUUGAAAAUCGCGAUAAUUACAAGGAUUUUGCAAAGCCAUUGCCUACUGGUUGGUCGUGCCACGACGCCCCCGACACAGGAUCGUCCUGGGGAGAGCCUCACUUGCAACCAGAUGAGUGUGGGAAAUACAUUUUCAAACACGUGGGUAUGCCUGAUUCUGAUAUGGGAUCGAGCUGCUAUCUAUUCCCGGUCCCUGACAUCCAUAACUCGACGCCGCCAGUCAUGCCAGAGCAGACAUCCUAUUUGUUUUGCAAGACUUGGAGGGCGCAUCUCUGGGGACGACAAGCGAGCAGAGGAAACAUUGCCAGAACUUUUAAUAGCUCUGGAAAAGAUAUUGGCUCUCUGCAAUUACACAAUAAAGCUUCCCUGUCUCUCUUCCCAAGCAUAGAUUCCGAGGUUAUUCACGGGUUGCCGGUGGACCUAAUAGCUUUGUACAAGUCACGAGUACAUUCGAGGACGUGGAAUGCAGGUCAAAAGAAAUAUGAACACCCAUUGCAAAGGAAAUCUAAAUGUAAAGUAUUAUGGGUGGAAUGGAAGGACGGUAUUGCAUAUCGUCUUGCUCGUGGGCAGGUGAAGGCAGGAGAAUGGGAAAAUUGA